GUUCUUGUUUUAGGUAAGUUUUCGAUUAGAUAUGAUAUGUGCCCAUAAUUAAUUUUUUUGUAAUGCGUCUUAUUUAUACUUAAACUUUAUAGACAAACAUGAAAUACAAAUGUCCGAUGCAUUACGCAGCUUGUAUAAUGAUUUGCAUAAUUCGUGGAAUAAUUAUACGCUCUUAUUAAACGAGGCGGAACUAAUGUUAAAAGAGAAGCAAGACGAAUUCCAUGAUAUGGUAUUACAAGAACAAGAAAUCUUCAAACAAAAUAUUGAAGAUUUUAAGAAAAUUUGGGAAGAAUUUAAAGAAACCGAAUCUAAAAAUGUGGAGUUGACCUCAUCUGUUGCUUUAGAGUGGAUGUCUAUAAUGGAAAACAGAUACCAAAAAUUAAAAGCAGAAGAAAAACAAUUGAGAUAUAAUCUUGCAAUAUUUAAUUUGAAAUAUGUGAAGCCUCCACAACUUAAUAUUAAAAAAGAAAUGAUUUUCUUGCAUCAAACUUUUACAAUUGCUUAUAAUUGGGACAAUACGUGGAAUAAAUAUAAAUCUGCAAACUUCUGGGAGAUCAAAGUACCUGAAAUAGAAGUAACUGUACAAAACAUUUACAAAAUGUUAAGUUCUUCAUUGAAAUUGCUAAAAGAUGAAAGUUGGAAGAUGCUUGAAAUCGCACGUGAUAGUGUAGACGCUUUUAGGCGUGUUUUACCACUUAUUAGUGACUUGAAAAAUCCAGCCAUGCGCAACCGGCACUGGGAUGAAGUACGAGAAGCGAUGACAAAAUAUUUUGAUGAAACUGAUCCCGGCUUUACUUUGGAACUAAUUAUGCAAAUGCAAAUGCAGAAAUAUGGUAAUCAAAUAAGUGAAAUUUCAAACAAAGCAACAAUGGAACUUAAUAUAGAAAACUCAAUAAAAUCAAUAGCAGAUACAUGGAUUAACAUGGAGUUAAACAUACAAUAUUAUAGUAAUGAAGAUGUUUAUCGUAUUUCAGUAUCCGAUGAUAUAUUACAAAUGUUAGAAGAACAUUUAGUACAACUAUAUUCUAUGAAGGGAUCAAAAUAUAUUUCUAUAUUUUUCAAAGAAGCCGAUCAUUGGUCAAAAGGAAUUUCCCUUGUCACAGAUGUUCUAGACUUAACACUUUCUGUUCAAAGGCAACUUUUGUAUGCAAUGAACAUAUUUAAAGGAGAUGAUAUACGUACACAAAUUCCAAAGGAAGCUGAUGAAUUUGAUUUAUUAGCAAAAGAAUGGAAAAAGAUUACAUCAAAAAUGUAUACGGACAAGUAUCUGUUUAAGGCGACUCGGUCAAAACGUAUACCUCGUCUAUUAAAACAAUUGCAAGCCAUGAGUGCACGAUUAGAAGCAACCCAGAGAGCACUUGAAUUAUACAUGGAGACCAAGCGAAACAUCUUUCCUCGGUUUUAUUUUAUAUCCAACGACGACUUAUUAGAUAUAUUAGUACAUUCAAAUAAUCCAAAACGUCUACAGCCACAUUUUAAAAAAUGUUUUGACAAUAUUAACAAACUAGAACUAUCAGUAAGUAAAAUAUUAAUUAUGUUUAAUUUGUUCUUAUUCACAAUUCGUUCUGAUAUUAUAAAUUUAAUUCGAAGGAUAAUAACACUUCAGCUUGGACCUGUAGAAACUUGGAUGAGCCAUAUUGAAACGAUAAUGCGAGAAACACUUAAAUAUAAGUUAGUAUAUGUUUUGGAUGCGUUGAAGAAAAAUCUUAAGACUCGCGAUAAAUGGAUUUUAAAAUGGCCGGGGCAGUUAUGUAUUACAUCGGCUCAAGUAUGUAUUAAAACACUUGUUAUUUUUAAAAUGCUUAAUGUAUUACAUCAUUAUUAUGUUAAGAUUCAAUGGACAGCUCAGUGUACAGUUGCUUUGUUACAAUCCAAACAUACUGGGAAUAGUAAGCCAUUAAAAAAACUCAGAAAACGACAGAAAACAAUGUUAUUAAAGUUUUCUGAUGCUAUUCGAGGGGACUUGGCCAAAAUAGAUCGAUUAAAAAUCGUAUCAUUGGUCACUAUCGAAAUACACGCUAGAGAUGUAGUCGAUCAUAUGUAUACUUCUAGGUGUAUGAACGUUACCGACUUUGAAUGGAUGUCACAGUUAAGAUUUUAUUGGGAUAAAAACAACAGUGAACUAACCAUACGGCAAACAAAUACACAUCAACCUUAUGGUUAUGAGUAUUUAGGUAAUUCUGGGAGAUUAGUCAUCACGCCUUUGACUGAUCGAUGUUACAUCACAAUGACUACGGCACUAAAUUUGUUUCGUGGUGGUAGUCCAAAAGGACCUGCAGGUACAGGAAAAACUGAAACUGUAAAAGAUUUAGGGAAGAAUUUAGCUUAUUAUGUCAUUGUAAUAAACUGCUCUGAUGGCUUGGAUUAUAAGAGCAUGGGACGUAUGUUUUCUGGUAAAUUUACACCACGUUUUGUAUCACUUUUAUCUUGCGACUAUCUUAAUUUGUGUUAUUUAUUUUACUUCUGUAUUUUACUAAUAGGACUUGCACAACAAGGUGCUUGGGGUUGUUUUGAUGAAUUCAAUCGUAUAAACAUUGAAGUAUUGUCAGUCGUAGCGCAACAAAUACUGUCUAUAUAUUCUGCCCUCACUGCUAAAAGAGAUAAAUUUAUAUUUGAGGGCUCAACAAUAAAUCUCAUACCUACAUGUGGUAUUUUUAUAACAAUGAAUCCUGGAUACGCUGGUAGGACAGAACUACCCGACAAUUUAAAGUCCAUGUUCCGUGCCAUAUCCAUGAUGGUUCCUGAUAGCAAACUCAUUGCCGAGAUUAUGUUGUUUGGAGAAGGUUUUAGAGAAACCCGAAUUUUAGCCAACAAAGUAUUCGUUUUAUUCGUGUUGUGUAAACAAAAACUCAGCAAACAAGAUCAUUAUGAAUUUGGACUUCGAGGUUUGGUUUCAUUAAUAAGGUAUGCUGGGCAAUGUAGACGACAAAAUUCACAUAUGUUGGAUGACGAGGUACUAUUACUGGCAAUGCAUAACAUGAAUUUAGCAAAACUUACAGUCGAUGAUCUUCCAAUAUUUUUGGGCAUCGCGAAAGAUUUAUUUCCCACUAUAACUCUACCAGAAGUUAAAAAUGACAUACUCAUUCGAGCAAUAAAGCAAUGCAUGGUGAAUAAAAACCAUCAACCAUCAGAAUCUGCUAUUGCAAAAAUUAUUCAGUUGUACGAAACCAAAAUUUCUAGGCAUUCUGUUAUGCUAUUGGGGCAUACUGGAUCCGCAAAAACUGCUACAUGGAAAACUCUAAAAGAUACAAUGGCAUUAUUAAAUAAUGAAAAGGUUGAACUAUUUGAAAUAGCCACUGAAUAUCCUUUAAAUCCAAAAGCGCUUACUCUUGGUGAGCUAUAUGGAGAAUAUAAUCAUUCUACUCAAGAAUGGAAGGAUGGUGUAUUAUCAUCCCUGAUGCGUACAGUUUGUUCAGAUGUUCGAUUGGAUCAAAAAUGGAUACUUUUCGACGGCCCAGUUGAUGCACUUUGGAUAGAAAAUAUGAAUUCAGUAAUGGACGACAACAAAGUAUUAACGCUUAUUAAUAGCGAGCGAAUUACAAUGCCUGAACAGGUAUCCCUUCUUUUUGAAGUAGAAGACUUAGCUGCUGCGUCUCCAGCAACUGUUUCAAGAUGUGGUAUCGUGUACAAUGAUUAUAAAGACUUUGGUUGGAAAUUGUAUUACAAAUCAUGGUUGACUAACUGUGAAUUUCAACCAUACAAAAUUAAUGUCAAAAAAAAUUUUGACAAAUAUGUUACUGCUGUGCUAGAAUUUAAAAAAUUAAACUGCGUUGAAACUAUUCCUUUACCCGAAUUGAGUUCUAUUAUUACAUUAUGCACAUUGCUAGAAUAUUUUACAUUUAAUGAUUUAGCUAUUCAAAUACCCACUGGAUUAAAAUCCGAUGACUACGAUCAUCUUAUUAAAUUGUGGUUUCUCUUUUGUGUUGUUUGGUCCAUUUGUGCAGUAGUUAAUGAAGAUGGCCGUAAAAAAAUUGAUAAUUUUUUUAGAGAAAAGGAAGUAGUAUUUCCAAUAAGUGAUACAGUUUAUCACUAUUAUGUUGAUACGAAAACUGCUCAAUUUUAUCACUGGGAUAACUGUUUGCGUGAUAGUUCUUGGAUAUACAACACAGAAUUACCUUUUUUCAAAAUUAUUGUACCUACAAUUGACACCAUUCGUUACAACUAUCUUGUAAAAGCGUUUUUAAGUAAAAAACGGCCCGUAUUAUUGGUUGGUCCAGUUGGCACUGGAAAAACGUUGACCGUUCAAAAAGCACUGGAAAGUUUAAAUAAAAAUAAAUUUUUAAAUAUAACAAUUAAUAUGUCAGCACAAACUACAGUGCAUAAUGUUCAAGAAACCAUUGAAGGGAGAUUGGAAAAACGUACAAAAGAUACCUACGUUCCACUAUCAAAUAAAACGUUGGUGACAUUUUUGGAUGACAUGAAUAUGCCUGAAAAAGAAAUUUACGGUGCUCAGGCACCACUAGAACUGAUUCGACAGUGGAUAGACUACGAGUUUUGGUUUGACCGACAGACUAGAUUACUGAAGUACGUGAAAAAUAUGCUGUUGAUCGGUGCCAUGGGACCACCUGGAAGUGGAAGGAGCACCAUAAGUAACAGACUGUUGAGUUGCUUUAGCAUAAUAAACUUGACGUUUCCCGAAGAAGCGCAAAUAUCAAACAUUUAUGUAUCAAUGUUAAGCCAACAUCUAAAAUCAUUUGUGGAACAUAUACGCAACUUAAGAAACGGAUUAACCAAUAUGACAAUUAAUCUUUACAAAAGUGUAGUAGAUAACUUGCUUCCAACACCAGCAAAAAUGCAUUAUUUAUUCAAUUUGAGAGAUAUAUCUAAAGUAUUCCAAGGCCUGUUGCGCAGUAAUACCGACUACCAGACAACUGACAAUUCAAUGUUACGGCUUUGGUGUAAUGAAGUGUUCCGCGUAUUCAAUGACAAAUUAAUCGACGAAAAGGAUCGUGAAUGGUUCAUGGAUCAAAUCAAUAUUCAACUAGGGAAACAUUAUGAUAUGACUUACCGAAGUCUAUGCUCAUCAGAACAAGGUCUAAUAUUCUGUCAUUUUUUGAACAAGCAAUCACAGUACGAGGAAGUUACCGACGAAAAAUAUCUACGUGAAUUUGUUGACGAUAGUAUAAAAGAAUACAAUUUAAGCUUUGGAGUUAUACCAAUGAAUCUCGUAUUAUUUAGAGACGCCAUCGACCAUAUAUGUCGCAUCGUCAGAGUUAUAUCCCAACCGAGAGGCUAUAUAAUGCUGGUCGGAAUUGGUGGAUCCGGACGCACCUCACUAUCAAAAGUUGCGAGCUGGCUAUGCGAAUACAAUAUGUUUACAAUUGAAUUGAAUAAAUCGUAUGGGUUAGGAGAUUUUAAAGAAGACUUGAAACGCCUGUACUAUCAGACAGGAGUGAGGAAUCAACCAACGUCGUUUUUGUUCAAUGACACGCAAAUUGUAAAUGAAAUGUUUUUGGAGACCAUAAAUAACAUACUAAGCACUGGUGAAGUACCACAACUGUACAAAGAAGAGGAGUUUGAUGAGAUUAAAGAACAAUUAUCGCCCGCUGCUAAAAAAGAAGGUGUUCCAGAAACAACAGAUGACAUUUAUUCGUUUUUCUUAGAUCGCGUCAGAAGUAAUCUACACAUUAUUCUAUGCCUAAGCCCGAUUGGAAUCAAAUUUCGAACGCGGUUGCGUCAAUAUCCUUCAUUGAUAAACUGUACGACAAUUGAUUGGUUUUUGGAUUGGCCUAAGGAAGCUUUACUAGAGGUGGCAUUUAGCUCUCUUGCUACACUAGAAGUAUUAGAAACUAUAACUGGCGCACCAAGAGUAUUUGAUGUAGACACAGUUUCUUUAUCAGAGAGUGAGUUAAAAUUAUGUAUAGCAAAUUUAUUUGCCGUUAUUCACCACUCAGUAGGAGAAUAUUCUAGGCUGAUGAUUUUAGAAUUAAAGCGAUACAAUUACGUUACACCUACAAAUUAUUUGGAAUUAGUAACUGGAUAUAAAGAAACGUUGAGUAAGAAACGGAUUGAGCUUGCAAAUAAAGCGAAUAAAUUAAGAAAUGGCUUGUUCAAAAUAGACGACACAAGUGAAAAAGUAGCUGGAAUGACAGUAGAUUUAGAAAAAGCUACUAAAAUUGUUCAGGCGUAUACCGUGGAAUGUGAUCAAUUUCUAGAAUAUAUUUUAAAGCAAACAUCAAUAGCUGACCAACAAAAAAAUGAAGUUGACGCCAAAAGCAUUAAAAUCAAAGAAGAAGAAAUUGUGUGUCAAGAGUUAUAUAGAUUGGCUAUGAUUGAUUUAGAAAAAGCAUUACCUGCACUAGAGGAAGCUAUGGAGGCUUUAAAUUCGCUGAAUAAAAAAGAUCUUGCUGAAGUAAAAUCUUUUUCAAAACCUCCACAUAGAGUUAAAUUAGUUUUAGAAGCUGUGAUGAUAUUAAAAGAAUCUGAACCUAGUUGGAAUGAAGCAAAAAGACAAUUAGGAGAUCCAAAUUUCCUAACACAGCUAAAAGAUUUUGACAAAGAUCAUGUGUCACAAAAAGUUUUAAGAAAAAUUAAUGCAUUUACAUCAAAUCCAGAGUUUGAACCUGAUAAAGUAGGAGCUCAAUCAGUAGCUGCUAAGUCACUUGCUCAGUGGGUCAUCGCAAUAGAAAAAUAUGCUAUAAUUUACAGAAUUGUAGCUCCCAAAAAAGAAUCUGCUGAUGCAGCAUUGGCUGAUCUUAAUGAAAAGGAAGCUGAAUUACUUACUGCACAACAAAAAUUAGCCCAGAUUCAAAAACUUUUAUUGAAAUUAAAAAUUGAUUUUGAUAUAAAAAUGGAAGAAAAGGAACAGCUGGUCAAAAAGGCAGAUGGUUUGAAAAGAAAUCUUGAUAGAGCAGCAUCAUUAAUUGAAGGACUAUCCGACGAAAAAAUACGAUGGACGGAAACUGUAAAACAAUUAGACAUAUAUUUUGACUAUUUGCCAGGUGAUUGUCUACUGAGUAUAGCGUUUGUUUCGUAUAUGGGUCCAUUUCUAUUUAAGUAUAGAGAUAUACUUUUUACAUUAUGGACAAAUUCAGUAAAAGAUAUGAAAAUUCCAACUAAUCCAGCAUAUGACAAUAAAGAUUUUUUAUCUGAUCCGGCUACUAUAAGAAACUGGAAUAUUCAUGGUUUACCGAACGAUGACUCAAGUACAGAAAAUGGUAUCAUUAUCAGCCGUGGCUCUCGAUGGCCAUUGAUUAUAGAUCCACAAUGUCAAGCUUUGAAAUGGAUAAAAAACAUGGAAGCCGAAAACGAAUUAAAAAUCAUUGAUUUUUGUUUACCGAAUUUCAUGAAUAUUUUGGAAAUGGCAUUACAAAACGGAAAUCCAACACUGUUGCAAAUAACUUCUGAACAUCUUGAUCCUUCAGUGAUGCCAGUUUUAUCAAGAUCUAUUAUUGAAAAAGGAAAUCAACUUUUUAUUAAAAUGGGUGAUAAGGAGUUACCAUAUAAUGACAAUUUUCGAUUUUUCAUAACAACUAAAAUAAAAAACCCGUAUUAUCCUCCUGAAAUAUUUACACGAACAACAGUAGUUAAUUUUGCAAUUAAAGAGGAAGGACUUGAAGACCAACUUUUGGACGUUGUGAUCACAAUGGAAAAACCAGAGUUGAAAAUACUUAAAGAUAAUUUGAUAAUUAACAUCGAUAAAGGUAAAAAAACACUGGUUGCACUGGAAGAUGAACUACUUAGACUCCUCAAUGAGAUUGAAGGAUCACUGUUAGAAAAUGAUGAACUUUUCCAAACAUUAGCUUCUUCUAAAGUUACAUCAGUAACUGUAAAUGAACAACUAGAAAUUUCUUUUUCAACUCAAAUCGAUAUUGAUGUUGCUCGAGAAGGUUAUAGAACUUGUGCUAAACGAGCAUCAAUUUUAUUUUUUGUUCUUAAUGAACUCAAUGAAAUCGAUCCUAUGUAUCAAUUUUCAUUGGAUGCUUAUAUGAAUCUAUUCGAGAAUUCAAUAAGAAAGAGUGAAAAAGAUGAAAGACUCUUCGAAAGAUUAAAUCAUUUAAAUGAUUACCAUACAUAUGCAGUUUAUAAAAAUACUUGUCGAGGCUUGUUCGAAGUUCACAAAUUAUUAUUUUCAUUUCAAAUAAUUAUAAGUUUGUUAAUGGCUGAUGACUUAAUACCUGCCUAUGAAAUGGAGUUUCUUUUAAAGGGUGGUAUCGUAGUUAAUAAAGUAGAACAGGCAGAAAACCCUUGUUCAUCUUGGUUGUCAGCAUCAAAUUGGGAUAAUAUUUCCGAAUUAAACAAAUUGCCAGGGUUUGUUGGAGUAGAAAAAUCAUUUGAACAAUUCUCUCGAGAAUGGAAACAAUGGUAUAUGUCUUCAAAUCCGGAAUCAAUAAAUCUUAUUGGUAAAUGGAAUGAGAACACCAAUCCAUUUCAAAAAAUGUUAUUUGUAAGAUCAUUGCGUUUAGACAGAUUAUCAUUUGCAAUUACAAAUUUUAUUUCAAAUAAACUGGGUUCUAAGUUUAUAGAACCACCAGUUAUGGAUGUUAAAAGUGCUCUAGAAGAUUCUAGUUGCAAAACCCCAUUAAUAUUUUUGUUAUCUCCGGGAGUGGAUCCAACUAACACAUUAGUUGGUUUAGCUACAAGUAACCACAUGUAUUAUGAAUCUCUAUCUCUGGGUCAAGGUCAAUCAUUAGUUGCAACACAAUUAAUUGAAGAAGGUCAACAAAAAGGAAAGUGGAUAUUCCUCGCCAAUUGUCAUCUUUCUUUAUCAUGGAUGCCACAACUAGAUAAAAUAGUUGAUGUUAUGCAAGAUGGUAAAUCUCACCCGGAUUUCAGGCUGUGGUUAAGUUCAAAUCCUAAUCCUGAUUUUCCUAUCGCUCUAUUACAAAGUUCUAUAAAAAUGACAACCGAACCACCAAAAGGAUUGAGAGCAAAUAUGAAACGUUUGUACCAAAAUUUAACAGAUGACACAUUUGAUAAAUGCCGUUCACAAGAAAAAUACAAAAAAUUAAUAUUUUCUCUUUGCUUUUUUCAUUCAAUACUAAUUGAAAGAAAAAAAUUUCAAAAUCUUGGAUGGAACGUGGUUUACAGUUUUAAUGAUUCCGAUUUUGAGGUAUCAGAAAAUUUGCUAUCCAUAUAUUUGGAUGAAUAUGAAGAAACUCCUUGGAAAGCUUUAAAAUAUUUGAUUGCUGGAAUUUGUUACGGUGGUCACGUUACUGAUAACAUGGACAGAAGACUAUUAGAUACCUACAUUGGUCAAUAUUUUAAUGAGGAUGCAAUUACAACGCCACAUUUCCGGUUAUCUCCGUUGUCAACUUAUUUUAUACCAAGAGAUGGAGAUCUUGAUAUGUACAGAAAUUACAUUGACACAUUACCAAUCGUGGAUAGCCCCGAAAUAUUUGGACAACAUUCUAAUGCUGAGAUGGCUUCAUUGAUGGGCGAAAAUCGUAUGAUUUGCGAUGCUCUAAUGAUUUUACAAGGACAAUCAUCAACAGUGGCUGAAGACAAUUCAGAAGGCAAAGUUUUAGAUUUGUCUAGUAAAAUUCUGAAAAACUACCCUGAAUUGAUAGAUUAUGAGACUACUGCAAAAAAUAUUAAAAGGAACCCCUUGGAUAUUGUACUGUUACAAGAGGUACAACGUUAUAAUAGUUUAUUGAGCGAAAUUAAAACGUCAUUAGUUAGCCUAAAAAAAAGUAUCAAGGGGCUAGCAAUAAUGUCAUCUGAUCUUGAAAAGAUAUUUCAGUUUAUAAAUGAAGGUAGAGUUCCUGGUCAAUGGCUCAAAGCAUAUCCUUCGUUAAUGUCCCUGGGACCAUGGACUCAAGAUUUAAUAGAAAGAAUCAAUCAUUUUAAAACUUGGGCAUACAAAACUCAACCACCGAUUUUAUUUUGGUUGGGAGCUUAUACUUUCCCAAUUACUUUUUUGACAGCUGUACUACAGAUUUAUUCACGAAGUUCAAAUAUAGCAAUAGAUUUACUAUAUUGGGAAUUUAUUCCUAUACUACCAGAAAGAGAAUCAUUACCUCCAAAAGAAGGAGUUUACGUACGAGAUCUUUAUUUAGAAGGGGCUGAUUGGAAUUUUAAAAAAUCAUGCUUGUGUGAAUCAGUACCAUUAAAAUUUAUUUCCAACUUACCAGUUAUACAUUUUAAGCCCAUAGAGAGUGCAAAAGUAGCAAAAAAUUUCUACCAAUGCCCUAUAUAUUAUUAUCCUUCGCGAUGCGGAGAAGGAAGAGAAUCGUUCAUAAUAAUGAUGUACCUUGAUAGUGGAUCAGAAUCUCCAGAGUAUUGGAUAAAACGAGCAACAGCAGUAUUACUUAGUUUAUCAGACUAAACUAAAAAUCAUCAAAAUACACUAUUUCAAACAUUCAACUUACUUUUUUCUAUUUCAACAGUAUGUACGUACUACAAGUAGAAAUAAUACAACGUGAUUCGUUAAAGAUAUAAUUCAAUUACUUUUUGUAACAAAUGAAAAUAUUAAUCAGAAAUAAUAGAAUUCUAAAAUUAUAAUUGUUAUAUUAUAUUAAAAUGCAGUAUUAUAAAAAUUACUAUUAUAAUACUAUGAACUUCCGUAUACCUAAAUUUCAAAUCAACACUACAUUUUAGUUGGUGGUUAAAAUAUGUAAGUUAGUUUUUAAA
This is a messenger RNA of Acyrthosiphon pisum (pea aphid), 10572 nucleotides long. Its product is annotated as dynein heavy chain 2, axonemal-like. Gene Ontology annotation, molecular function: ATP hydrolysis activity; dynein intermediate chain binding; ATP binding. NCBI's taxonomy places the organism in Eukaryota, Metazoa, Arthropoda, Insecta, Hemiptera, Aphididae. Gene Ontology annotation, cellular component: dynein complex. The record is from RefSeq and is a predicted model, not a curated record. Gene Ontology annotation, biological process: microtubule-based movement.